This is a messenger RNA of Amborella trichopoda, 4010 nucleotides long. Its product is annotated as Vps51/Vps67 family (components of vesicular transport) protein. Gene Ontology annotation, cellular component: COG complex; Golgi apparatus. Lineage: Eukaryota; Viridiplantae; Streptophyta; Magnoliopsida; Amborellales; Amborellaceae. The record is from RefSeq and is a predicted model, not a curated record. Gene Ontology annotation, biological process: intra-Golgi vesicle-mediated transport.
GAUCUGGAACGGUGUCCCUUCCCUGCAUUUGAAGUUUGCCUCCUCUCUCUCUCUCUCUCUAAACUCUUCUCUCUCUAAACCAGAAGCCAAACUGCCCCAACAAAAGCCCUAGAAGAAGAACGAACUCUCUGAAACGUUGAUUCUAUUUGAAAACCGUAAACCCAAUUAUCUGAGGCAGCAUUGAAGAAAGUUUUGGCUGCAUAGGAUAGGUAAAAGUCCUUUUUCCACAUUUUUGUCAGCAUCUCAGACAAGUCUGCGACUUUAUUUUAUGAGCGCUGAAUGGACAGGAGAAGAGCUUCUCUAACGCUCGGUUUUUCUGAAAUUUCCCCAAUUAUCAUACCCAGACCCUAAUUCUCUGUAAGCCUAAAGAUAUCACCACCUUGCAUUUCUCAGUAUCCGCCAUGAAAGCUUUGAAAACCCUAAUUUUGCAAACCUGACUCUUUAUGAACCCCUGCCACCAAUUCUCUGUGACUCCUGCCAUGAAAGCAGGAGCAGCAGCAGAGGAAGAGGAGGAAGAUGGGGAAAUAGAAUGAUACACAGUCAAUGAUAAAGAAAAGGAAAUAAUCCACUGUAUGAAACUUGAAUUCCACCAUGAAAGCUGGGCCAGCUCCAUUGGGAAUCGGUUCCAUGGAUGCGGAGACUCUAUUUUGCUCAAAAGCAGUUUCAGAGAUCAGAACAGUGGAGGCGAAUACAAGGAAAGAAAUCGAGGCCAAAAAAGAGGACCUUCGCCAACUGGUAGGAACAAGUUACAGAGACCUCUUGGCCUCUGCUGAUUCCAUUAUCCAUAUGCGAGACUCUUGUCUUCGAAUAUCUCAAAACCUUAAACGUAUUGAUGGUGCACUUCUCUCUCUAAAUCCUAGCCCUGACCUUAGCCCUAAUCCAGAUCCCAACAGGACAAAUGCAAAACAAACAAGGGACAAACUUUACUCCAUAGCCUCUAGGGUUAAAUAUCUGGUUGAUACACCUGAGAACAUAUGGGGUUGCCUCGAUGAAUGCAUGUUUCUUGAGGCAGCAGGUCGAUACCUUAGGGCAAGAGCUGUAUAUGAUCUGGUUGCCAAUGCUCGAGUUGAUGAGAAUUCAAUGAUUUUGUCGAAUUUUCCUCUGCUCAAGCAUCAAUGGCAGCUUGUUGAGAGCUUUAGGGUUCAGAUCUCUCAGAGGAGUAGAGAUCGAUUACUUGAUCAAGACUUGAAUCUUGGGUUUUAUGCAGAUGCUUUGUCGGCCACUGCAAUAAUUGAUGAUCUCCAUCCAAAACAGGUAUUGACACUCUUCUUCGAUUCUAGACGAACAUGGGUUUCUCAAAAGUUGAGUUCUUUCUCAAAGGAAUCAAGUGAUCGGGAUCUCGUUUCUAGGGUAUUUUGCAAUGUGAUCAGGGUUAUCCAGGUGAGUUUGUGGCAGGUGGGAGAGCUAUUUUUGCAGGUUUUGAAUGAUAUGCCAUUGUUUUAUGAAACAGUUUUGGGCACACCUCCUGGUUCUCAACUAUUUGGGGGAAUUCCAAAUCCUGAUGAAGAAGUUAGACUAUGGAAGCUUCAUAGAGAGAGAUUAGAGACUGUUAUGGUAAUCCUACCUGGUGAAUUUGUGGCUGAAACUUGUUUAUCAUGGGUUAAAUCUUGUGCAGAUGAUAUCGGUUUGAUGGGUAGGAGGUAUUUGAAUGAUGUUAUUAAAAGUGGGGAAGAACUCUCCUAUGUAGAGAAGUGUGUUAGAGAGACAUUAGAGGAUCGGGGGGUAUUGGAGGGGAGCCUAGAUUGGCUUCGCAGUGUGUUUGGUUCAGAGAUUGAAUCUCCAUGGCAAAGUGUUUGUGAGCUCGUGUUAAAGGAGCCAAAAAAUUUAUGGGAGGAGAUGUUGGAACCUAUUUUUGUUGAAAGAAUGAAAGAGAUCGUGCACUUGGGUUUCGAAGAUCUUGAGAGAAACGUUAACAUUAGGGCUUCAAUGAGCGGAAUUAACGAACCCGAAGCUUCUUCAAGGAUGAAUUCCUCAGGUGGGGUCUGGUUUGUGGAGCCAAAGGAUUGGAAGACAGGACUUGGGUUGAAAAGCGUGCCUGAAGAUAUUGAGUUCCACAGCUGUCUCAAUGCUUAUUUUGGGCCUGAAGUUGGUCGAAUCAGAGAUGCAGUGGACCAAAGAUGUAAAGAUAUAUUGGAGGAUUUGUUGCAUUUCUUCCAAGCUCAUAAUUUGCAGUCUAGGAUGAAGGAGCUCUCACCAUAUCUUCAAAGUGAGUGCUACAAAUGCAUAACAACCAUUGUAAAGGAGCUUGAACAGGAAUUGGAGCAUUUAUACUCAAUUUUAGGGCACCACAAAAAGUCUGAUUCACUAGGAGAUCAAUCGUUAAACCCAUCUGUUAUCAUUGAGAGGACUCUUUUUAUCGGUAGGCUCUUAUUUGCUCUUCGAAAUCAUUCAAGCCACAUACCAUUGAUACUAGGGUCUCCGAGACUGUGGGUUCUCCAGGGAAAAAGUGGAGGUUUCCAUGAUGGGUUAUCACUAUCUAGGCAAUCUAAAGCAAAUUUUGAUCAGUCGUCCAUAGAGAGCCCACGAAGACAGUUGUUUUCGCCUCGAAGUGGCUUUGUUAGUCCCUUUGCAGUGGAUGAUGCUUCCAACCUGAAACUUGAAGAACUAAGCAGGACUCUAAGAGAGCUUUGCGUCAAGGCACAUGGGCUGUGGAUAUCAUGGGUUUCUGAUGAGCUAUCAACCACCUUGGCUGAGGAUCUCCAGAAGGAUGAUGUGUUAUCUGAAACGACUUCUAUGAGUGGCUGGGAAGAAACAGUAAUGAAACAAGAGCAGCCAGAAGGUGGCCCAUUGGAAAUAAAAAUAGCGCUUCCUUCCAUGCCUUCACUUUAUGUCACUGCUUUUCUGUUUCAAGUAUGUCAAGAAAUUCAUAGAACUGGAGGCCAUGUCCUUGACAAAUUCAUUCUACAUAAUCUUGCGAGGAAUCUUUUGGAAAAGGUAUUGAGUAUCUAUGAAAACUUCCUCUCGAAUUUGGACAGUCUUACUGUUCAAGUAACAGAAAAAGGAGUUUUGCAAGUUCUGUUUGACCUGCGGUUCAUUUCAGACAUUCUAUCUGGCGGAGGAAAAGAAAUAUCCUUUACUAAUACCGACUCUAAUGCCAUGGGGACUGAGUUAUUGAAAAAGAUAAUGUCUAGGCCUCCUAAUAGGAGGAAACCUGUACCUCCUGUUCAGCCUGAUUCUGCUACUAGAGAUCGUGUGAUGAAAUUACUCAAUAAUCUUUCAGAGAGGCUGGAUCCUAUAGACUGGGCCACAUAUGAACCGUAUCUUUGGGAGAAUGCGAAGCAGUCAUAUCAGCGACAUGCAGUCCUGUUUGGAUUCUUGGUACAGCUCAAUCGUAUGUACACUGAUACUGUUCAAAAACUGCCUACAAAUGCAGAGUCAAAUAUUUUGCGGUGUGCCACAAUACCUCGUUUCCUGUUUCUUCCAAUUGGCGAUCCUGUGUUUUCGUCAAGAGGAACGUCUACGUCAACUGUUUCGGCUUCAUCAGAUGAAUUAUCUUCGAGGAGCUCUUGGAAAGCGUACUCCAAUGGAGAACUCUCUCCAAGACUCAAUUUUGAUGACAACUCGAACUUUGGUGCAACCCCACUGCUGAAGUCAUUGAUGAGCCAGGUUGGAAGCAAAUUUGGAGAGGGCACCCUCAGACUUGGUUCAAUGCUCACUGAUAGCCAAGUUGGUAGGCUCAAAGACCGAUCGGCAGCUGCCAUGUCCACCUUCGGGGACAUGUUACCAGCCCAGGCAGCUGGUCUUCUUUCUUCAUUUACAGCAGGGACCACUAGGUAUGAUUCUUGAAUGGCCGUGAUGAUGCCACAUGGAUCUCAAUUGUGAAUGCAUGGUCUGGAUUGGCCAGGGACUUUCGUAUUGAGAGAGAGGGAGAGGGAGAGGGAGACGCCGAUUGUGUAUGUUCUUUUGUUGGAUUCUAUUUUUUUUUGUUGCUAUAAAAGGAAAUGAGAGAGCGUGUAAAAGCUUUUUGUCAGGGGAAUAAGAGGCUUCAUUCGGGUUCCAUUUUUGAUUUA